Molecule: messenger RNA, 378 nt
Organism: Paramecium pentaurelia
Lineage: Eukaryota; Ciliophora; Oligohymenophorea; Peniculida; Parameciidae
Source: the annotation of a GenBank genome assembly
AUGAGAUCCAUCUAAUAUUCAUUCUCAACAGUUUUUGAUAAAAUAAUAAAAAGGUAAAUACCUGCAAAAAUCAUAUAUGAGGAUAAACAUGUAAGAAUUUUCUUAUAAUUAAGUGUUUAGCUUUUGAGGAUAUAAAUCCUAAAGCAAAAAUACAUGUUUUAGUAAUACCAAAAGAGCAUUUAGAUAGAUUAUCAAAUGCCACUGAGUAGCAUAUUAAUCUAUUAGGAAAUUUGAUGUAUGCAGUGAAUAGGAUAGGAAAAUAACUGCAAUUGGAAGGAUAUAGAGUGAUAAUAAAUGAUGGAUAAAAAGGAGGUUAAACAGUGUUUCAUUUACACGCUCAUAUAUUGAGUGGAGAAAAUUUACCUGGAUUUGAAUGAA